Molecule: messenger RNA, 1417 nt
Organism: Salvia miltiorrhiza (redroot sage)
Lineage: Eukaryota; Viridiplantae; Streptophyta; Magnoliopsida; Lamiales; Lamiaceae
Product: trihelix transcription factor ENAP2
Exons: 2
Coding region: 85-1167 (360 amino acids)
Cellular component (GO): nucleus
Molecular function (GO): transcription cis-regulatory region binding
Source: RefSeq, a predicted model, not a curated record
AUCCCAAAAUUUUCAAUUUUCACAAAACAUUCCUCUUUCAAUAUUUCACCGCACCGCCACCGCCACCGCCACCGCCGCCGCGACAUGUCCUCCCAACCCUCCCCUUCCCCUCCUCCCUCCCCCUCCCCCUCCCCCCGCCGCCUCCCCUCGGACAACGAGAAUCCCGCGCCGCCCGCCUCCCCCGCGAAGCCGGACUCCCCGUCGGGGCCGCCGUCUCCGCCGCCGCAGAAGACCCCCGCCUUCCCCAGCCGCGAGGACUGCUGGUCGGAGGAGGCGACGCGCACGCUGAUUGAGGCGUGGGGGGCCCAGUACCUCCACCUCAACCGCGGCAACCUCCGCCAGCAGCACUGGCGCGCGGUCGCCGACGCCGUCAACGCCGCCCACAACGCCAAGCUCCGCCGCACCGACGCGCAGUGCAAGAACCGCAUCGACACCACCAAGAAGAAGUACAAGAUCGAGAAGUCCAAGGCCGUCCAAUCCGGCGGCCGCUACGUCCCCGCCUGGCCCCACUUCCACAGCCUCGACGCCCUCAUCGGCGAUUCCUUCUCCAAGACCGCCGCCGCCGCCGUCAACGUCAACGCCGGCCACAGCAAGAAUCUCCGCCGGCGAAUCUCCCCACCGCCGGAGAUCUCGCCGUCCCCGUCCCCUUCGCCGUCGCCGGAGCCGUUCCCCUCCGGCCGGAAAGUUUCGCCGGCGAUCCGCCGGCCGUCGAGGGAUCCGGCCGUGAGCCAACUGCUGAGCCUCCCGUGGUCGGUGCCGGUGGGGCCCAGGUCGAAGCGGUCCGGCCCCGGCAGCGUCACGGAGCGGAAUUUCUCCGUGAUGGCCGCGGCCGCGGCCGCGAUGGAGGCCGAGCAGGACGAGGAGUACUACGACAACGACCCCGAGGAUGAGAGCGGCGGAGGGCGGCGCCGCCGGCCGGCGGCGGGUAGGAAGCGGAAGGCGGCGGAGCGGACGGGGCUGCGGGAAGGGUACCGGAUGUUGGCGGCGGCGAUAAUGAGUUUGGGGGAAACGUACGAGAAAGUGGAGGUGGCGAAGCAGCGGCAGAUGGUGGAGUUUGAGAAACAGAGGAUGCAAUUUGCGAAGGAUUUGGAGCUGCUGAGAGCUCAGGUGCAACUCGACAACCUCAAGCGCGUCCAAUGCACUUCCCAAAAUAACAGUUACUUGUAGGCGUGGCAGCAAGAUUUGGCAGUGAUGGGCUCUGAUGAUUUUGGGAAAUACAAAUAGAUCUUGAUUAUUAGUAGCUAUGAAUAUACGUACAGGGUUGGCUAAUUUUAGAUAAUCUAUAGUUACUAGGUUUGCAACUAUGUUGGUCCAAUACUUUUGUGGGAGUAGUAUAUUUGUGAAAGUGUUUCUUUGUUUUUAACUUAGCCAAGGGGAAUAUUAUCUAGUAGUAUUAAAUUAGUUCUCGGUUCGCUCA